AUGUCGAUAUUAACAAACCACAAUGAUAAAACUGAUGAUAAUGAAGAGAAAGAAGAAGAAGAUGAUGAUGAUGAUGGUUAUGAAGAAUCGAAUGUUGUGCCAAUAAUUAUCGAAAAUCAUCAUGCUGAAACUUCACCACCACCAGUUCUUCGUUCAAUAUUACGGAAACAUAUUGUGAAAGAUGUACCAAUAAAUGUAUCUGACAAUGUUCAGCAAAUAUCAAUACCAAUAAAUGAGAACGAUAAUGACGAGAAAGAUUCCGAUUACACCGGAGACGAAGAAGAAGAAGAAGAAGAAGAAGAACAAGGAAAAACUAAUAAUGCUAAUACGCAGCAGCAGCAGAAAAGUCAAUCUUUCCAAACAGUACACGAUUCCUCAUUUGUUCUCUCGAGUCAACUCACAAAAUCGAAUAAGAAACAUAAUCUCUCGGCGACUUCUCAUCCGUCGGUGAAAUUUGCUGAAGAGGGUCCCGUCAUUAUUCAUUCAAAUUUCCAUCCAUCACCGAAAAUUGAACCACGUCAUUCGGUUACGUUUUUAAACAUGAAACAAGAUCUUCAAACAACAACAACUACAGAGACCACAUCUGAUUUUCGUCCGGUAUAUGUCUCUCCUUUGAAAUAUCGACCAUUACUUGGCUUGUCGGCUAACGAUAGCCGUUUAUUACUUGAAAAACGUGUUUCUCUUCUGGGAAAACCGUUGAUUUUCCAUUCAGCACAGAAACGCUCGGCCAAUUAUCGUCGUGCUCAGUUAAUUGUUUAUAAUUUCUUAGAACGAGCACAUGGUUACAAAGCUAUUAUUUAUCAUACGUUUGUGUAA
Adineta ricciae is the source of this 816-nucleotide messenger RNA. The record is from the annotation of a GenBank genome assembly. NCBI's taxonomy places the organism in Eukaryota, Metazoa, Rotifera, Eurotatoria, Adinetida, Adinetidae.